Talaromyces stipitatus ATCC 10500 is the source of this 2263-nucleotide messenger RNA. RefSeq lists its product as uncharacterized. Bases 374 to 2263 code for a protein of 629 amino acids. NCBI's taxonomy places the organism in Eukaryota, Fungi, Ascomycota, Eurotiomycetes, Eurotiales, Trichocomaceae. The record is from RefSeq and is a predicted model, not a curated record. The transcript is spliced from 2 exons.
CUCGUAUAUCGACUCACCGAUAUAUUCGACCCCAUAUAUCGACUCUUUUGUGAACUCUUUGCUGAGUCUUGCGAACCUACGAACUCCCUGUACGAACCUACGCACGAAGGAUUAUUCCUGUACGAAUUCUACGCUUAGAUCCCCCGUAUAAGCCUACGUCACGAACCUACGCUAGAGGCCUACGCGAGAAAACUCUCGGUAUUAGCACUAGGUAGGAAUCAACGUAGUGAGCCUACGGAUUCGGACUUUCCGUCAGAAUCGACCUGCAAGAACCUGACGUACGAAGCCUACGUACAACCUACGGUGUGUCGACCCACGCACCGAACAACGCACCAAAUCUCUGGAUCUGGUCUCGCAGAUACAAAUCAUCAAAAUGGCAGGACAAAGUGGCAACGAUACCGACCAGGCGAUGACAGAAAAGAAGACACUCGACGCUACCGUCAAGGCGAAGAUAAAAGAAUAUACGAACACAUACGAUUCACGUCUGUUAAGAGCGUUCAAACAAGACUUCGAUAAGUGGACUUUGAAUAACUUCAAUACCGUGUCCGUCACCGAACUCGGGAAACUAGUUGAUUUGCUUCAAACCAACGAGCCAUUAAAUGAAGUCCAACAAGCCCUAAAUUUGGCUAUCUUCGCACCGUCAACACAAUCCAUUUCUCAGGCACUUGUUCAACUCACGAAGAUGUAUUCAGACAACCAAAAGUACAGUGGAAAUGAGGAUUCCUACAGGUCAAAGCUUCGAAUCUUCAACGACUACUGUGAACGUCUAUCCCUACCAAAGAAUGUAUAUAAACUCGCUUUCCCAACAAUGCUUAAAGGCCAAGCCUUGGAUUUUUACUAUGACAACAAGGAAAUAUGGGAAGCAAGUGACCGUGACCCCGUUGAAGGAAUUCGUGCCUAUUUCGAAGGCCCGGAAUAUCAUCGAACCGUACUAGAUAAGUGGAGCGGAAUUUCGCUUCAAAAUACAGUCAAUGAGGACCCAGAGAAGACAUUAAAAGUGUGUCUCAACAUGAUGCUAACAGAACUUGCAAGUUUAUACGACCACUUAGCUCCAAAACUACGCAACGAAGAAUUUUACCUUGCAAGACUUUUACAGGCAACUCAUAUAUAUCUGGCAUGCCAACUUGCAACUUCAAAGCAACAAGAUACAGUUCCUGGACUAACCCGUGAUUUACAAUCAGGUGUCAGCCAGUACAAGGAUAUAAUAAAAGCCACGAAUGGGCACCGCACUGCAAACCCCAGCACCAAUAUAUACUUUACAGAUCGACGGUAUUACAACCAACAGUCACGCUCACCCUCUCAAGGCCAUUCACCACGACAGCACUCCAAUCAAAGAGGCAGGAAAAAGUGCUUCGUAUGUCAAAAACCUGACUGCUGGUCAACACGUCAUACGCCCAAGGAAAGAGCGGAUUCGAAACGCCGUUAUUUGGACCACUUUAACAAGCGUAUUGAUCAAUAUAUUGCCGACUACGAGGGCACAGAGGAUGACGAUGAGGAACUGCCAGAGGAACUCUUAUCAGCUGCUGAUGACCUUAUUCUGACAGACGAUUACAAAUCCAGACCUACACACGAUGCCUCGUCAACCCUGUUCACAGCCACAUUCUUUACAACGCACAACAAUAAUGACACGAACCAUGGUCCGUCAAUAACCAUGGAACUAGCAAACCGUUCCGCUUCGCACUGGAUUGCCUUACUAUUCCUGAAGCCUGAUUUGGAAACUAAUUCAUAUAAAACCAACGAAGCAACUCUCAAGGUUCUAAACCCCGAAUCAAGCCACGUCUAUCUAAAUGAGAGCCGCUAUUCGUCAGAAAGCUUUAAGGGUAUUGUUAUCGACACUGGCGCCGCGCAACUCUCUACAGCUGGAUAUGGGCAAUACCUUGCUUACAAGAGAAUCGUCAGAAAUAUCGAUAUUAAUACUACAACGGCUGGCACGGCAACAGUUCAAUUUGGACCUGGCGAUCCCUAUCAGUCAAUAGGAUCAAUCGACGUGCCUACACCUAUUAGUACUAUACGGUUCCAUAUCCUGACAACCACGAUACCGUUCCUAAUGUUGCUGUACGAACUUGACAGACUAAAACUUUAUUUUAACAAUACCUGCAAUCUCCUUGUCAAUAAGAAAAUGGGAAAAAUAACACCAGUUAUUCAUCAGUUUGGCCAUCCAUUCCUUGUAUGGGACUACUCCUACCAUACCCACUUACUUACCUUAUUUGACUACAACCCCUGCCUCCUUACUGAUACCGAAUUACGCCGUCUACACCAUUGA